Molecule: messenger RNA, 1272 nt
Organism: Odontomachus brunneus
Lineage: Eukaryota; Metazoa; Arthropoda; Insecta; Hymenoptera; Formicidae
Exons: 2
Coding region: 175-1146 (323 amino acids)
Cellular component (GO): extrinsic component of mitochondrial inner membrane
Source: RefSeq, a predicted model, not a curated record
CGAACCAGAAGACUAUUUAAAGUUGUCUCUACAGUCAUCUGCUAUAGAUUUGAAUUGUGAACAGCUCAGUUAUAAAUCUACUGUGAACAGACAACUACAUUAUUUCUAUUACAAGAAAUUACACGUUCUACACUUCAUUUUUAAAUUGAUAUUAUACGUCAAACAAAAUAAUCCAUGAGUUAUUUUUCUAAAGUAAUUGAUGUGAACGAAUUCCGUUUACCUAUUAAUAAUAUUAAUAGCUUUUUUCACGAAAACAUUUGCCACGUCUGCAAGAAACUAAACAAUGGAUCUUUUAUAUCAUGUAGUCUGUGCGAUAUGAUCUCUUAUUGCAGUCAUGAACACAGAUUGUGGCAUCGUCCACAACAUAUGCAGAUUUGUGAAUAUAUAAACCGAUUUUUACAAGAAAAUAAAAUAUACCGAGACUGUGCUUUAAGUUUAUCUGAUUGGAUUGAUUGGAGACAACAAUUUCUAAGCACAAUUAAAAAAUGGAUUCCACGUAAGCUAAAGCCGUAUGAAGAACAGAUGAUUCUUUUUGAAAAAUCAUGCUCUAUUUGUCAUAGACAGAUUAAUUUGGUACAUUGCAAAACGUGUUAUUCGGAAUAUUAUUGCAUUGACCAUAUACAGAUAUUUCAAGAAGGAGAAUAUUUAAAUGCUUGGGAAAUCCUUUUACAUCUUUUACGUAACAUAAAGGACCUAACAAUUGUACUAGUAGGACCAAAUUUUGAGAAGGAUCAUUAUGACAUAGAACUUUGUUCUCUAUGCAAGGAAAGGAAUGUAAUGAUUCAUGUUGAAAUUUAUCAUACAUUUUAUCAUAUGUAUGUAGCUAGUUCGUCCUUUAGAGAACCAGAUAUAAUUAUAGAAUUUCAAGCAGAUUUUAGUAAUGAGUGGACAUGUUCGCGGAGCAUAUUUUUAUCACGGAUGAGACACUGUCCGUUAAUUUUAACUACCACAUCGGAAGAAAAAGCACAACAGAACGUGUCUAUUUUAAAACAAAUUUUAGGUUCGCAUUUACAACCUCUCUAUAAUGCUAAAAAUCCUUUUAGAUCUUGGAGGCCAUGGAGGGAUUUGGAGACUGGUUCUGUAUAUUUUCGUAAUGAUUAUGUAACUGUCUAUCGUAACACAUUUGUUUUAUGGAGACCUUACUAAACGAUUUGGAAUAUUUGUAUACAAUUUUAGCAUUCCGUUGAUAACAUUACUAUAUAUGAUAUAAAAUAUGUGUUAUUUGUAAAAACAAAUUAUGAAUAUUUUUAAUAAAAGGCAUUUUUCAUUGUA